Messenger RNA from Nanorana parkeri, 289 nucleotides. It is a transcript of the gene VPS28, whose product is annotated as VPS28, ESCRT-I subunit. The transcript has 4 exons. Bases 12 to 260 code for a protein of 82 amino acids. Gene Ontology annotation, cellular component: ESCRT I complex. Gene Ontology annotation, biological process: protein transport to vacuole involved in ubiquitin-dependent protein catabolic process via the multivesicular body sorting pathway. Gene Ontology annotation, molecular function: protein-containing complex binding. NCBI's taxonomy places the organism in Eukaryota, Metazoa, Chordata, Amphibia, Anura, Dicroglossidae. The record is from RefSeq and is a predicted model, not a curated record.
UUAUUACGGUGAUGGACAAGCUGCGGCUGGAGAUCCGUGCCAUGGAUGAGAUCCAACCGGACCUGCGCGAGCUGAUGGAGACCAUGAACCGCAUGAGCCACCUUCCUCCAGAUUUCGAGGGUAGAGAAAAAGUCAGCCAGUGGUUGCAGAAGCUCAGCAGUAUGUCGGCGUCGGAUGAACUCGAUGAUUCUCAAGUCCGUCAGAUGUUGUUUGAUCUGGAAGCUGCAUACAACGCCUUCAACCGAUUCCUUCAUUCCUAAUGCGAGGAGCCCUGACCACCGUUAUCCUA